Messenger RNA from Daldinia loculata, 1326 nucleotides. Its product is annotated as glycoside hydrolase family 72 protein. The record is from RefSeq and is a predicted model, not a curated record. Gene Ontology annotation, biological process: fungal-type cell wall (1->3)-beta-D-glucan biosynthetic process. Gene Ontology annotation, molecular function: 1,3-beta-glucanosyltransferase activity. Gene Ontology annotation, cellular component: cytoplasm; fungal-type cell wall. The transcript is spliced from 4 exons. Lineage: Eukaryota; Fungi; Ascomycota; Sordariomycetes; Xylariales; Hypoxylaceae. Bases 1 to 1326 code for a protein of 441 amino acids.
AUGGUUCACGCAGGGCCUACUCCCACUGAAGAGGAGUUACCUAGGCGUGCUGAUUCUCUGCCUACGGUAACCGCGUCUGGGAAUGCUUUCUGGGCCGGUGACGAACGAUUCUAUAUUCGAGGUAUCGACUACCAGCCUGGUGGUUCUUCCGCUAAUAUCGAUCCUCUUUCUGAUACCGACCUUUGCAAGAGGGAUAUCGCUAAGUUCAAGGAACUUGGUGUGAACACAGUUCGUGUUUACUCCGUCGACAAUUCGGCCGACCACGAUGAGUGUAUGCAAGCUUUGAGCGACGCAAAGAUUUACCUAGUGCUCGACGUCAACAACCCUCAAUACUCUAUAAACCGAGACAAGCCAGGGCAGUCGUAUAACGAUGUUUAUCUCCAAAGUGUUUUUGCUACCAUUGACGAGUUCGCAAAAUAUGACAACACGCUUGCUUUCUUCUCGGGCAAUGAAGUCAUCAACGACAAACCCGAUUCCGUAAAAUCGGCUCCUUACGUUAAGGCUACUACUCGUGAUAUGAGGCAGUAUAUCGGCUCUCACGGCUACCGCAAGAUUCCUGUUGGUUACUCGGCUGCCGAUGUCAGCGACAACCGAAUGCAGACUGCGCAGUAUUUCAAUUGCGGUACCGAUGACGAGCGAAGCGACUUUUUCGCUUUUAACGACUAUUCUUGGUGUGCUCCGUCCUCCUUCCAGCAAUCUGGUUGGGACCAGAAGGUGAAGAACUUCACCGGAUAUGGUCUGCCUAUCUUCCUGUCGGAGUGGGGUUGCAUAAAAGGCGACCGCGACUUCGGGGAGUUAGAUGCAUUGAUGAGCGAUCAGAUGUCUGCUGUCUACUCGGGUGGUCUCGUGUACGAGUAUAGCAGAGAAGGCAAUGGGUUCGGCAUUGUUGAGGUCUCUGGAAAGUCCGACUCAGUCAAGGAAGAACCCGACUUCGACAAGCUAGCGUCAGCUUUGUCCAAGUAUCCAGCUCCGACUGGCGAUGGUGGUUUCACUUCCACCACCACUUCUGCUGCGUGUCCAACGGUCGAUAAAGUUUGGGAUCUUGGUGGAUGGGACGCAAGUGCACUUCCCGCAAUUCCCCCGGGAGCUGAGAAGUACAUGACCGAGAAAGCUGGUAAGGGACCAGGCCUCAAAGGCUCUGGCUCUCAGGAUGCCGAAGGUACUUCGACUGGGACCGCUUCACCUGGUGCUGGAUCUGUAACUGCAACUGCAUCCGGUGAUAACGGCAACGCCGCUGGCCAACUAGCUCCUCCAAUGGAUAUGAGUAUUUUCGUCCUUACUGGCAUUGUUGGUCUCUUCACCCUCGGCGGCACGUUGUUGCUAUAG